This is a messenger RNA of Racocetra fulgida, 192 nucleotides long. The record is from the annotation of a GenBank genome assembly. Lineage: Eukaryota; Fungi; Glomeromycota; Glomeromycetes; Diversisporales; Gigasporaceae.
CGUGCAGUUAAGGAAUAUGAUAAUGAUACAAGUGAAGAUCUUGACGAACAGUUGGCAUCAUACGUAUUAGAUCAUCUGAUAAUGAGAAAAGCUUAUGAAAAAGAUGUACAAACCGCUAAAGAUAGUGAUAGAUCUUUUCGAACUUUUUCUUUUGAUUUUGCUCAAAAUGUAAAGAUGCCUUAUGACCCAUAG